AUGAAUCAAAAUUGUAAAGUAUGUGGUGAACCUGCAGCGGGCUUUCACUUCGGGGCUUUUACUUGUGAGGGUUGCAAGUCAUUCUUUGGAAGAACCUACAAAAAUCUCACCUCGCUUAAUGACUGCAAAAAUAAUGGGCGUUGCACCAUCAACAAGAAAACUAGGACUGCAUGCAAAAGCUGUAGACUUAGAAGGUGCCUUAUGGUGGGUAUGUCUAAGAGCGGCUCCAGAUAUGGGAGACGGUCCAACUGGUUCAAAAUGCACUACCUAAUGCAAAACAACGAUAAAGCUGAUGAUGAUAAAAACAACAACACUACUUCUAUUGGUUAUGAUGACAAGACUUCAGAAGUGACAAGUGCCUCAGAUGUGAUAAAACACUUACCUCAAAAUAGUAAGUCAAUAAAGCCUAAUCUGGCUACCAGCAGCAAUCGAAUAUUCGGUGAGCCCUCUGUUAUAGAAUCUUCAAUGCAGCAGGUCCAACAGAAUAAAAAACACUUAUGGUUCUAUGUACUACCAAGUGAAUUUCAAGGAAAGAACUUUACAAAUGUAUUUCUUGACAACUACAAAAAUACUACAGUACAAGAAAAGAUAAAGCCUCAGUGUGACAAACCCAGAGCACCAUUUGUCAAAACUAACAUCCCAAGCACUACAAUUAGCUCUCAGCAAAUUCUACCUUCAAGUAUUUGUAGUAAUACACCUACAACGCCCAGAGUACAACAGUUGCCGGCUACUGAUUUCUCCUACCAGUCAAAUAAAACUCCAUUGCUGUCACUUACAGAACAAAACCAAAUGGAAGAGCAUAUAAAAUCCUCUCAUGGAAUGUUUAGCACUUCUCUCCAGCACCUUUUACAUCCAAUUCCUACUGUGCAUCCAUAUCUAUAUCAUCAUUAUUCUUCAUUAAUUUCACUAUACUCAAAACAACAGCACUUUUGGGAGGUCCUGUGGGAAGUACAAAACAGACGAAUUUCUCAACAUAACCACUCAGAUGAACAAAAAGACAAAGAGCCAUUAGCAGCAGUGGACUAUGAACCACCAAGCAAAGUCUUCAGGACAAAAACUGCACCAGGAAUCACCUUGACACACUCAUCAGUUUCAAACAAAUCACUUCCUGAUCACAACAUGAACUUAAUCUCAAAGCAGAGUAAUAGUUGUAAGACAGGUGUCAAUGACGCAAUGCAAGAUCCUACGAGUCUAAGAAUUCAAAACAAUGAAAAUGCUAAUAACAAAGAGUCUGGCUGUCAAACACAAGAUUAUCCAAUUGAUCUUAGUUUCAGAGUAAACACAGCAAAAGCUCAACAAGAGCUUGCUUGACAUAUGGGAAGUUCAACAAAUUCAUGCACGAUUAUCCAUCACCUAUAUGAUAUACUGUGUAAACUAUCAAAUAUGUUAUCUUUUAUACACUACCUAAAACGUGUAUUAUCUGUUCUACUCUAGCAUUGUUGGAGUACUUAUUGUAGAUAUUAAUGAUG
Messenger RNA from Macrobrachium nipponense, 1469 nucleotides. RefSeq lists its product as uncharacterized. NCBI's taxonomy places the organism in Eukaryota, Metazoa, Arthropoda, Malacostraca, Decapoda, Palaemonidae. Gene Ontology annotation, molecular function: nuclear receptor activity; zinc ion binding; estrogen response element binding. The coding region runs from base 1 to 1311 and encodes 436 amino acids. Gene Ontology annotation, biological process: regulation of transcription by RNA polymerase II. Gene Ontology annotation, cellular component: chromatin; nucleus. The record is from RefSeq and is a predicted model, not a curated record. The transcript has 2 exons.